Molecule: messenger RNA, 2430 nt
Organism: Daucus carota subsp. sativus
Lineage: Eukaryota; Viridiplantae; Streptophyta; Magnoliopsida; Apiales; Apiaceae
Exons: 14
Coding region: 267-1925 (552 amino acids)
Molecular function (GO): 5'-nucleotidase activity
Source: RefSeq, a predicted model, not a curated record
CUUUUGUUGCUAUUUUGGAGAUAAAAAACACAACGAAGGAAAAAAGAGAAGACUUUGAACACCGAAUGAGAAAGUAGUUGCUUUACAUUUUGCAACCCUUUGCCACUCUCUGUAAGAACAGAAUUACAAGGAGGCGAUUAGUAUAAUAGUGAAAAGGCGGGGACGAUAGCUAAGCAAGUGUACAAAACUGAGAGGCUCCCUCCACCAAUCAAACAACAAACACAAAACCCUAACGAUUAAUUGCAUGCUACCUCACACAAAUUGAAAUGGCAUCUCUUCGCCGCCUCCUCCCCCUCCGCUCUUCUCUUCUCAGUACUAGUUUUUCACCGGCUUUUCGACAAGGGUUUGGCGGUAGCUGUAGGAGUUACAAUGCUGGUAUAACAUCCACUGAAGGAUUAGUCAAAUUGGUAGACGAAGCCCAGUUACCUGAUGCAGAUACUGCUGCUUUCGAGGAGAAGGUGGCUAGAAUUCGCCAGGAAUUUGAUGCUGCAAAGAAGAUGUUUUUGAAAAUUCCGGACGCUCUCAAAGAAAUGCCCAAAAUGGAUCCCGAAGGUAUAUAUGUCAAUAAGAACAUGAGAUUGGACAACAUACAAGUUUGCGGGUUUGACUAUGAUUAUACACUGGCACAUUAUUCCGAUAACCUGCAGAGUUUGAUUUACAACCUUGCAAAAGAGCAUUUGGUUAAUGAGCUGAAGUAUCCUGCUAGUUGCUUGGAAUUCAAAUAUGACAAUACCUUUCCAAUCAGAGGGUUAUAUUAUGACAAAUCAAAAGGGUGUCUCUUGAAGUUAGAUUUUUUUGGAUCUAUCGAGCCUGAGGGAUGCUACUUUGGUCGGCGAAAGCUUGGCCUAAAGGAAAUAGAAGAAAUAUAUGGCACCCGGCAUAUUGGUCGUGAUCAAGCACGAGGGCUUGUUGGGUUGAUGGAUUUUUUCUGCUUUAGUGAGGCAUGCUUGAUUGCUGAUAUUGUCGAACACUUUGUUGAUGCUCAGCUGGAAUUUGAUGCUAGCUAUGUUUAUGAGGAUGUAAAUCGCUCAAUUCAGCAUGUUCAUCGAAGUGGUUUGGUUCAUAGAGGAAUUCUAUCUGAUCCCCAAAGAUACCUUGUAAAAAAUGGCCAGCUUCUGCAAUUUCUAAGAAUGCUAAAGGAGCAAGGGAAGAAGCUUUUCUUGAUGACUAACUCUCCAUAUUAUUUUGUUGAUGGAGGAAUGCGCUUUAUGUUGGAGGAAUCCCUGGGCAAGCAAGACUCGUGGAGGGAGCUUUUUGAUGUUGUGAUUGCAAAAGCCAACAAACCUGACUUCUACACGUCUGAGCAUCCAUUCCGUUGUUAUGAUGUUGAGAAGGACACUUUGGGUUUCUCGAAGGUGGAUGCUUUCCUACCAAAUAAAAUCUAUUACCAUGGAUGCCUCAAAAGUUUCUUGCAAAUCACAAAGUGGAAAGGUCCAGAGGUGAUUUACUUCGGGGAUCACCUUUUCAGCGACCUAAGAGGACCUUCCAAGGCUGGAUGGCGCACUGCUGCAAUAAUCCAUGAACUAGAAAAUGAGAUACGCAUACAGAACGGGGACAGUUACCGAUUUGAACAGGCAAAGUUUCAUAUAAUACAAGAACUUCUUGGUAAGUUGCACGGUACAAUGUAUUCUUAUCAGAAGAGUAAAGCAUACAUAUCUCUCUUUGAGGAACUAAAUCAAGAGAGGCAGAAGGCACGUUGCACUAUGAAAGGCAUGUUCAAUAGAUCUUUCGGAGCUACUUUCCUGACUGACACAGGUCAAGAAUCUGCCUUUGCUUAUCACAUCCAUCAAUACGCUGAUGUUUAUACCAGCAAGCCAGAGAACUUUUUGCACUGUCCGCCUGAGAUGUGGUUUUAUGUACCAUAUGAUAUAAAAAUCAUGCCGCACCAUGUGAAGGUCCCUUCAAGCUUGUUCAAGAUUCACUAGUAUCAAACCAGGAAAGUGCAGGUGGGAAGAACAGAGUGAGAUACGCAAGGCUGAAUUACCUCGGUGGUUCUUGUAUUGAAUUUUCGGAGAGAGAAGCCUAACCCUCUAUGCCAGAGGAAGAAACCCGAAAAUCUUAAUCUUCAAUGGUCAAGGGGAAAAGAUGUGAUGACUAUAUGAAUCUCCACCAUCCUCUAAACCUGUAAAUCUUAGCUUUAUUCUUUCAUUCACAGAAUAAGAUCUCCUAUUCAUGAGGUGUACAAAUAAUUAUUUUUACUCUUGUAGUGGAUAGCUAGCGUAUUAGCAUUCACAACUUUCUUCUUGAUGAGUAGUUCUAACUUAAAAAUAAGUAUAUUGCAUUAUGCGGAUCCUAUUUUGGGGAUUCCUGAAACAGUAAAUUAUACUGAAGCCCAAAAUCGGGUUCCCAGGUUGUAUUGUUAUUAUUAUUAUUUUGAUAGAACGUAUUGCUAUACAACACUUUUGAGCUGAAAUAAGUUUUCGUUAGUGA